Molecule: messenger RNA, 2929 nt
Organism: Syzygium oleosum
Lineage: Eukaryota; Viridiplantae; Streptophyta; Magnoliopsida; Myrtales; Myrtaceae
Product: pentatricopeptide repeat-containing protein At2g29760, chloroplastic-like
Exons: 1
Coding region: 451-2328 (625 amino acids)
Biological process (GO): RNA modification
Molecular function (GO): RNA binding; protein binding
Source: RefSeq, a predicted model, not a curated record
CUGCUUGUCGAAUCUAUGGUUGAAGCUGGAAAAUCCGGGUCGAAGACUUUCCAAACUCUUUGGUUUUACAAAAACAACUUCUCCAGCCCAUAAACCAGAUUCUGCCAAGACAAAAUUGAGAGAGAUCGUACCAUCCAAAACGAGUUGAUGACGAACGCUUCUGAAGGUACUGGGGCUACGAAGAUUGCGAAACCAAUCAAAUUGCCUCGAGGCGCACGACCUUCCCUGUAGCCAAAAGAUCAAGCCCGGCAUGAGGGCACUGGACUUCCGUGGACGUCGUGCUUGGUCGAGUACAUCCAUCUGUCGGUAUUGAUGCAUCGAAAAAAGGGUCAAAAUUAUCAGGUAGACGAAGAUUCAAACACUGGUGGGGAUUGAAAGAGACAGAGAUUCAAACACUUGGUAUGCGAGUUUUGCAUUCACGAUCGCGGACGAUGCUUCCACACCCAGGAGAUGAAUCUCGCAAGACCCGUUUCCCGCCUCUUCUCUAGCUCUACAGCCACUGCACAGCCGCAGCAGCGAUUCACCAAGAGCCCCUCUUCACCCACCGGCCCCAUUGAAGCACUCCACGCGCACCUCAUCAGAACCCAACGCCACACUGACCCAUCUGCUGUAUCGGACGUCAUCAGGACAUACGCGUCGUCUCCGCUCCGCCUGCACAGAGCUUGCGUUGCUUUCGACGCCAUUGAACGACCCACCUCCGCGGUUUUCAAUUUCGUGAUUCGUGGGUUGUCGCAGAGCGACGGUCCUGUUAGAGCAUUGGACCUGUACCGCGCGAUGCAUCUCCAGGGAGUGAGCGCGAACCAUUUGACCUUCAUAUAUGUUUUCAAGGCCUGUGCUCGUGUCUGUGACGUUAGGCACGGUCAAGUGGUCCAUGUCCAUGCGUUAAAAUGUGGGUUCGGUACGCACGUCUUCGUUUCGAAUGCUCUGCUACAUGCGUACGCGUGCUGCAGCGAUCUGGUGUCUGCACAGAAUGUGUUUGAUCAAAUGGCGGGAAGAGACUUAAUUUCUUGGAACUCCCUGAUCUGUGGGUACAGUCAGUGUGGUGCAUUUAGGGAGGUUUUGAGACUAUUUGAUGCAAUGCAGGUGGCUAACGUGACAGCGGAUGCCGUGACAAUGGUGAAAGUUGUCUUGGCUUGUAAUUAUUUAGGGGAGUCAGAAUUCGCAGAUCAUGCGGCGAAGUACAUCGAGGAAAACCAUGUCGUUGUUGAUGUUUAUUUAGGAAAUACUUUAAUAGAUAUGUAUGGACGGCGUGGUCUGGUGGAGUUGGCACGGCAAGUAUUUGAUCGCAUGCGCGAAAGGAACUUGGUUUCGCGGAAUGCAAUGAUCCGGGGAUAUGCAAAAGCGGGAGACUUAGCUGGAGCCCACAGGCUUUUUGACGAAAUGCCCAAGAGGGAUGUUAUCUCGUGGACUUCUAUGAUCACAGGUUAUGCUCAAGCUAACAACUUUGCGAUGGCGGUGAAGCUUUUCCAAGAAAUGACGGUGGCUAAUGUGAAACCUGACGAAGUUACAGUAGCUAGCGUGUUGUCUGCUUGCGCCCAUUUAGGCUCACUUGACAUUGGAAGGGCAGUUCAUAACUACAUAAUUGAGCAUGGCCUGAAAAUAGACACUUAUGUAGGGAACUCUCUCAUAGAUAUGUAUUGCAAAUGUGGAUCAGUUGAAAAGGCGCUUGAGUUCUUUAAACAAAUGAAGGAGAAGGACGCGGUCUCGUGGACUUCUGUGAUUUCAGGCCUUGCUGUGAAUGGCUUUGCCAAUUCUGCACUGGAGCUUUUCUCAGGAAUGUUGAGUGAAAGAAUUAAGCCUACUCAUGCAACCUUUGUUGGGGUUUUACUGGCAUGUGCUCAUGCUGGACUGGUAGAGGAAGGACUAGCAUUCUUUAGGAGUAUGGAAGAUGUUCAUGGACUCACCCCAGAGACGAAACACUAUGGUUGUGUUGUGGAUCUUUUGAGCCGCUCUGGCGAUGUAGAUAGGGCAUAUGAGUUUAUAACAAAAAUGCCCAUAUCUCCGGAUGUUGUAGUUUGGAGGAUAUUAUUGAGUGCUUGUAAGCUUCACGGCAAUGUGGUGUUGGCUGAAAUUGCAACGAAAAAGCUUCUUGAAUUGGAUCCUUGUAAUAGUGGAAACUAUGUUCUUCUUUCAAAUACUUACGCAAGUUCCUACAGAUGGGAUGAUGCGUCCAAUGUGAGAGAACUGAUGGAGGAGACCGAUGUGCCGAAGCCGUUUGGUUGGAGUACAAUCGAAUCUAAUGGAUUACCACCACAUAGCUCUCGGGAUCAUAUUCCUGUGAAUCCCACCAACACCAUGCAUCUGAAGAAGGAAUUAGGACUUUCUUAAUCCACCAGUGCAUAGGGGAAGUGAUUUUUACAAUUGAAGUGGCAGGAGGCACUGCAACAGGAACUCAAUUAACCCAGUAAUCGCAUCUAUGGGUAAGAGCAGCACUGCAACAAAGUUUAUCUGCUUAUGGCAUGCUGAUUGUCUGUGUAAUGCGAUGUACAUGAAGUUACCUACUCAGUCGCUGUUUCAAAUGUGCCUAAAUUCAGAUGCUCUAGACUCUGAUGAAAUCUCCAUGGUUGCAACGUAUCUCGGGAGUGAACUCAUGCUUCCUAGUGCCGUUUUGAGCUGCUACACACUGGAGAUGGUCGUCUACACUCGGUAAUUACUUAGGGCUAUUGGUGAGUGCCUUUAGCGAGUGAAAGAUUCAUCGGAUUCGGAAUGUGCAGUUGAAUUGGCAAGCAGACACCUCCCUUUUGGAUAAAGUCAAAUUGCUAGCUCAGUGAAAGAUUCAUCGGAUUCAGAAUGUGCAGUUGUGCACCGCUGACGAAGAGUUCAGUUAGUCAUAAGCUAUCAGAUUUCAGGCUUUAAGAGAACUAAGUUCCCGUCAGCUUUAUGGUUGAAUCAGCAACAUCAAAAUCAAAGUGGAAGCUGUUCAUUAUAA